Molecule: messenger RNA, 558 nt
Organism: Rangifer tarandus platyrhynchus (Svalbard reindeer)
Lineage: Eukaryota; Metazoa; Chordata; Mammalia; Artiodactyla; Cervidae
Source: the annotation of a GenBank genome assembly
AUGCAGCGGCGCCUGCCUGCGCUCCCUGGAGCCCCGGCCGGCCACGCCGUGCCCUCUGCCUCCGCUGAUGACUUAUAUCGCCAGCGAUCGCGAUCGGGGCUGAGCCGAUCCAGGUCUCUGGGGAAUGGCAGGGCGUGUCCUGGGGCGCCAGGUCCCUCCCAUCUCCCCAUCCUGGCUCGGCACCUGGGGAGCCGGCGUCUACGCUCUACCCUAGAUGCGCAGGGAAGGGCGCACAGCAGCGCGCACCCCGAGCCUGGCAAACUGGGCAUCUCUCCGGGCUUCUGGAGUCUUCAGCUGCGCACCCUUGGAGGGCGGGGAGGGGGAGUCCCUGAAACGAGCGCGAGCUCAGCGAUCCUGGCAGAAGUUCCUGCCCAGCCGGGGAGCUCCAAGGCAAGAGUGGGGCUUCUCAUUCCUCUGACUCCCCAGGAGCCUUGCAGACACCUUCUCUGCUUGGCUUCCUUUUGCUCUCUUUCUGCUUUCUCAUCCUUUCACCUUUCCAGUCACACGCAGCCAAAUGGGAUUCCAGAAACUUCCAAGCAGAAUCCGAGAACAUUCUGA